CGCCCGGCUUGGGGCGCCCCCUCUCCCUGCUUAGGGCGGGCGCCGGAACAGUGUCGCCGGCCGCCUGCAGGUGUCUCCCCACGGAGGGGCGCGCGUCCCUGCGCCGUGGCCGCUGCCAGGCUCCAGCGGCUCCUCGCCGAGGUGCACUCGCGCUCCGGGCUCCGGGCGCGCCGGAGCCGCUCGGCCGCUGCCGCCCGCCCCCCGCGCCCCCCGCGCUCCCCGCGCCGCGCCCUCACCCCGGGGCGGGGGAGGGCAUGGGCCCGCGCGGCGUCCUCCGCCGCCGAUCCAAGGCGCCCGAGCCCCGGGGCGCGGCGGGCAGCGGCCGCUGACGCGGGGCGCCGGCUGCCAACUUCGCGCGCGGAGCUCCCCGGCGGCGCGGGCGGCAUGAAGACGAGCCGCCGCGGCCGAGCGCUCCUGGCCGUGGCCCUGAACCUGCUGGCGCUGCUCUUCGCUACCACCGCCUUCCUCACCACGCACUGGUGCCAGGGCACGCAGCGGGUCCCCAAGCCCGGCUGCGGCCAGGGCGGGCGCGCCAACUGCCCCAACUCGGGCGCCAACGCCACGGCCAACGGCACCGCCGCCCCCGCCGCCGCCGCCGCCGCCGCCGCCGCCGCCGCCGGGAACGGCCCCCCUGGCGGCGCGCUCUACAGCUGGGAGACGGGCGACGACCGCUUCCUCUUCAGGAAUUUCCACACCGGCAUCUGGUACUCGUGCGAGGAGGAGCUCGGCGGGCUCGGUGAAACAUGUCGCAGCUUCAUUGACCUGGCCCCAGCAUCGGAGAAGGGGGUCCUGUGGCUGUCGGUGGUGUCCGAGGUGCUGUACAUCCUCCUGCUGGUGGUCGGCUUCAGCCUCAUGUGUCUCGAGCUCUUCCACUCCAGCAAUGUCAUCGACGGGCUCAAGCUCAACGCCUUCGCAGCUGUCUUCACGGUGCUGUCCGGCCUCCUGGGAAUGGUCGCCCACAUGAUGUACACACAGGUGUUCCAGGUCACCGUGAGCCUCGGCCCUGAAGACUGGAGACCCCACUCCUGGGACUACGGAUGGUCCUUCUGCCUGGCGUGGGGCUCCUUUACCUGCUGCAUGGCAGCCUCCGUCACCACACUCAACUCCUACACCAAGACGGUCAUUGAGUUCCGGCACAAGCGCAAGGUCUUUGAGCAGGGCCACCGGGAGGAGCCGACCUUCGUAGACCCUGAGGCCAUCAAGUACUUCCGGGAGAGGACACCACCCACACAUGGGAGAUUCCUGGCCGCGGAGCUCCGCUCACGAGAUGCCGGAGCUGAACCGUCAGUGCUGGGUCCUGGGGCACUGGGUGUGACCCAGCCUGGCCCCCGGACCUCAGGCGGUCGUCGGAACCGGCCCCCUGCCAGAAGACCACCGGUCUGGCGCCCCUGGAGACCCGGCCCGUGUGCUGUGAACCGAUCCAGCCUGUGUGGGAGACGCAGGCCUACCCUUCCCACCGCUGUCCGGGGCUCGGGGCCCUGGCAAUGGAGCCGGGGUGGCCUGAGGGAAUGCGCAGGGCUGCGCACGGCGACUCUGGGACAGCAGCUCCCGACCCUUGCUGCCGUCACAUGCGGCGCCCUGUUCGGUGCAGCUGGGACGCCAGGAGAGGCAAGGUCAUCGGCCGCUGAGGGCCGGCCAGGAAGUUCAGGAGGGGCCGGGCGGUGUGGAGCCCCGCGCGACGCAGGGAGUGGGUGGGGCCUCCCGGCGCUGGCUCCGCAGGGGGGAGGGGGGUCACACAGCAGGCACAUGGCACAAUAAAUGCUUGUUGAACCUGUCGUCUUGCUGUGUGUGGAGGCCAGUUGCUCUCUGGGCUGUGGCUGCCCCCCGUGGCCCCACCCUGUCGGGUCCUCAAGGAACCUGAAGGUGAGACGGCCUGAGUGUGCCGGGGUCAGGGCCAGACACUGAGGUUCGGGAAGGAAGGAGAGCAGAGUGUAGCUGGGUCUAGGGGGUUGGGUCGGGGUGGAGCCAGGCUGGCAGGCCGCCCUGGAUUCCGGAGGGUGGGCGAGGUGGGCGUGGGUCAGGCAGGUGGAAAAUUUGGGAGACAGGCCCUCAAGCCCGGGCCCUACGCUGCCCUGACCCCCUGGGGACCCUUUACCCUGUGUCUGGAGCUACCUUUACAUCAAGUCCUAGGGCUCAGAUGCCUGGGGAAACAGGCCUAUUGUAAAGAUGAGAGAGCUUAGAGUCACAGAGAUGAAGUAACCUGCCCAAGAUCACAGAGCUAGCAAAUGGCAGAAUUGGGGUCUGAACCAGAGCCUCAUCUCUUCCCAGAAGGAAUUCUAGAGCUUUCCCCCAAGUAGAGAAUGUUCUUUGCCCUUCCAUCCACCCAUCAUUCGUUCAUCACCCAUCCAUUAUCUACCCAUCAUCCAUCCAUCCAUCAUCCACUCAUCCAUCC
This is a messenger RNA of Neofelis nebulosa (Clouded leopard), 2392 nucleotides long. RefSeq names its product GSG1 like (gene GSG1L). Gene Ontology annotation, cellular component: plasma membrane. The transcript has 6 exons. The record is from RefSeq and is a predicted model, not a curated record. Bases 385 to 1758 code for a protein of 457 amino acids. NCBI's taxonomy places the organism in Eukaryota, Metazoa, Chordata, Mammalia, Carnivora, Felidae.